Xiphias gladius (swordfish) is the source of this 2346-nucleotide messenger RNA. It is a transcript of the gene eif2ak1, whose product is annotated as eukaryotic translation initiation factor 2-alpha kinase 1. The transcript has 15 exons. Bases 253 to 2223 code for a protein of 656 amino acids. The record is from RefSeq and is a predicted model, not a curated record. NCBI's taxonomy places the organism in Eukaryota, Metazoa, Chordata, Actinopteri, Istiophoriformes, Xiphiidae. Gene Ontology annotation, molecular function: protein kinase activity; ATP binding. Gene Ontology annotation, biological process: protein phosphorylation.
ACUUUCAGACCAUCCCUGGACGUCUGUUAAAUCAUGGCCGUCCCUUGGCAUGGUAGACCAUAUGGGACUUCUGGGGUAGUUUUCGCUGUCUUUUCUGAUAAAUUCAUGCGACGCGAACAGUUUGAGAAGCUAGGCUGUAACGAACAUUUUUGACUCAUCUUACUGCAGAUAUGGGUUAGCUGUUGUGGGUUGGGUGCAGCGUUUUAAAAUAAGUACUUUGUUGCGACCGGCCGUCGUUAUUCACACAGAGAAAUGUACAGUUCAACAUCCGGCAACGGACUCCGGCGGUCGGAGGAGUGCUCUGGUACCACGAGUAACCUUUUGGUCCGACACAAGCUUAAACCCACCAGGAGACAUGACGCUGAGACUAACUUUAGCCUGCCAAGUUUGGCAAGCGAAGAGGACGGUGAAGUCCACUUUGACACUUCUGACACAGAUAACAACCGUGAGGUGUUAAUGGCUGGUAGACAUUACCCGUCCAUCCAAGAGUUUGCCUCAGCAAUCCCCAACCACCUUCUCCUGGGUUCUCUGCUGGAGCACCUAUGUUUCGUCUACGAGAGUAAUCCAGCACGUUCACAUAUGCUGUUUAAAGUCAUCGGACAGCGUUUAGCAGCCAUGAACCUCCUCUCACCCUUGGCCAUAAGUGAUGAGUUCAGUACUGUCAGACUCCAGCACAACCGGGCCUUCACUGAGCUGCUUAAUGCUGCCAGCUCCUCGUUAUACCCACAGGGUCUUGGCUCAAACACACACAAUCCUCCUGUAAGACCUAAUGAGGGACUAUUUGAAGCGCAGACAUCACGGUAUCUUAGUGAGUUCGAAGAAAUCUGCAGACUUGGGAAAGGAUCGUAUGGAAAUGUUUAUAAGGUUAUGAACAAACUUGACGGACAAUGUUAUGCUGUGAAGAAAAUUCUCAUCAAAAAAGUCUCAAAGGAGGACUGUAUGAAGGUCCUCAGAGAAGUCAAAGUGUUGUCCAGCUUGCAGCAUGUAAAUGUUGUGGGCUAUCACACUGCAUGGAUGGAACAUGUUCAGCCUGCGGCAUAUCCUCAAUCUCACCUGCCUGCAUUGGAAUCACCGGGACAACAAGACAGUUCUGAUGAGAGCCCUGACAGCAGCAACACCAGCUCCUCUAUAGUUUUCCAGAGCCUCAGCCAGGCAUCAGCAGAUGCAGCUGCAAGAGAGACCCAGUCUGUCAAAGCUUUAGUUCCAACCCAAAUGAAGGGCCAGGUGGUGUGUCCCAAGACGAUGCGCUGCAUCCCUGAGAACUACGUCCCCUGUGUGUUCUUGGGAAAGCAAGGUCCAAUGAAAAGCUCCAGAUGUCCUGCCAUGGUUUGGGACAGCUCAGCACUCUUAGAGGAGGAGUCCAGCAGGAGUAGCAUCGAGCUGAACAACAACUCCUGCAUUGACAAGGAGUGUCAACAGUGGGCUGACAAAUGCAUAGCAAAGCCUUCUAAAGAGGUACAGUUCCAGCUGAUGCUCUACAUCCAAAUGCAGCUGUGUGAGCGCUCAAUGAAAGACUGGAUCUCUGAGAGAAACGCCAAACCCAAAGAACAAACCUCAAGAUGUCCUUAUGGAUGUGUUGAUACUGAACACACUGUCAGCCUGUUGAGGAACAUACUUGAAGGGGUGGAGUACAUUCACUCCAGGGGAAUAAUGCACAGAGACCUGAAGCCGAGGAACAUUUUCCUCCAUGCUCAUGACUGCCAUGUUCGGAUUGGGGACUUUGGCUUGGCCUGUAGGGAUAUAAUAGUGGAUGGACAUAAAAGCACCACGUCUCCCAUCAGUGAUUCCUCACAUACUAUGGGUGUUGGUACAUUUGUGUAUGCCGCACCAGAACAAUUGAAGGGCUCCCAUUAUGAUUCAAAGUCAGACAUGUAUAGCAUCGGAGUGCUGGCUCUCGAGCUGUUCCAGCCCUUUGGGACGGAGAUGGAGCGGAUCCGGACCCUUGAAGACAUGAGAGAGGGGAAAAUCCCAGACUCGUUCUGCCACAGAUGGCCAGUCCUGACUAAGUACAUCAUGAAGCUAACGAGUAAAGAGCCUAGUGUUCGGCCCACGGCCAGCCAGCUUCUACAGAGUGAACUUUUCUGCAGUAAGGACAUGGUGAUCCAUGGUUUGCAGAGAAGGGUUGAGGAGCAGGAGGAAGAGAUCAUGCAGCUGAAGAGACAGAUCAGUUCGCUUCAGAUCUCACGAACCACAGUUCAGUUCUCUGAGUCAGACAAAACCUGAGCCUUUAAAAUUUCACAAUCCACAGACUGUCAAAACUUGAUUUAUUCAACCACUGCUGUAUUAUGUUUUGGUGACUUGAUACAAGUGUUUGUGUGUGUGUGUGUGUGUGUGUGUGUGUGUGUG